This is a messenger RNA of Ramularia collo-cygni, 2832 nucleotides long. RefSeq names its product probable trehalose-6-phosphate synthase component TPS1 and related subunits. The record is from RefSeq and is a predicted model, not a curated record. Gene Ontology annotation, molecular function: catalytic activity. Gene Ontology annotation, biological process: fungal-type cell wall organization; trehalose biosynthetic process; cellular response to heat. The coding region runs from base 1 to 2832 and encodes 943 amino acids. The transcript has 4 exons. Gene Ontology annotation, cellular component: cytosol; alpha,alpha-trehalose-phosphate synthase complex (UDP-forming). NCBI's taxonomy places the organism in Eukaryota, Fungi, Ascomycota, Dothideomycetes, Mycosphaerellales, Mycosphaerellaceae.
AUGUCGAGCAACGAGCGGCCUCGAGCCGAGCGGCAAGACACGCUCCCAUCACGGAAUGAGGAAAUGAUUGGUGUUCCCGUCACCCCAAGCAUCAGUAAUGAGGACAAAUCUCCGUUCUUCCAUCACACGCACCUGCCCCAGGAACUACCGCCUCACAUUCUCGAGUCUGUUGGUGCGCAAGGAGCUCCAGAGUACAGCAAUGGCACCGACAACAAUGGUGCACCGACCGGCGAGGAAUUAUUGCGCCGAUUGAGCGUUGCAGCGGCUGGCCAGAAGAAGGAAGCUGAGAGCUUCGAUCCUCGUGCUGCCCACCCUGACCUGAACUUGAGCGGAAAUGUGAUCAGCGCCGCAUUCUGCGUUCCAUACAAGAUCGGCUACACCAACGCUGGAGAAUGGGAACUCAGCUCUCGUAGGGGGACGUCGGCGCUAUUUGACUCGUUCGCAUAUCUCUCCGACGAAAAGUCUCCCUGGAAUCAUACUUUGGUGGGCUGGACUGGCGAGAUUGAUCGUGUCGUCCGCCGCAACGACGAGUCUGUCAAUACUAACGGUGCGUCGUCUAUGAAUGCCAUACCGCUGAGCAAGGCAUCUGCCCCAAUCCCACCGAACCGUGGAGAGAAGCCUCCACAGCCUAGCGAGCUCGCCGAGCUGCACAUUCCUUACGCGGAGCGACUCAAAUUGGAGAAGCAGCUUGAGGACAAACACGGCAGUCACAUCACGCCAGUCUGGCUCGCCGACAGCAUCGAUGAUGACGAAGUGGCAACGUUCCGCGAUCAGCAACGUUGGAGACGUUAUGGAGAGCACGAAUUGUUCACUCUUUUUCACUACAAACAGAACGAACCGAGCGACGGCCGUGCACUCCGAAAGGCCUGGGCCGACUACUACUGCAUGAACAAAGCAUUCGCGGAUGCCAUCAUCAACAUCUACAAGCCCGGCGACGUGAUCUUGAUUCACGAUUACCAUCUGCUUCUUCUGCCGAGCCUCCUUCGGCAGCGGAUGCCUAGCAUAUAUGUCGGCUUCUUUCUGCAUGUGCCUUUUCCGAGUAGCGAGUACUACCGCUGCCUGACUCGGCGCAAGGAAAUUCUCGAGGGUGUCCUCGGCGCCAACAUGAUCGGCUUCCAAGCUUUCAGUUACGCCCGCCACUUCUCAUCCUGUUCUACUCGUAUUCUGGGCUUCGACUCGUCGUCUGCGGGCGUUGAUGCUUAUGGAGCACACGUCCCGGUCGAUGUGUUUCCAAUCGGCAUCAAUGCCGAGGCUACAAAGCAAGCCGCUUUCGAGUCUCCGGAAGUGGAGCAGAAAAUCGCUGCUCUGCGCGAGCUUUACGCAGACAAGAAGAUUAUCGUCGGCCGUGAUCGUCUCGACACAGUGAGGGGUGUUGCGCAGAAGUUGCAAGCCUUCGAGAUCUUCCUCGAGCGGCAUCCAGAGUGGCAUGACAAAGUCGUUCUCAUUCAAGUCACGAGCCCUACUAGUAUUGAGGAACGUGACGAGAAGGGAGACAAGACUGCGAACAAGAUCUCGGAGCUCGUUGCCAGAAUCAAUGGAUCAUUUGGCUCGCUGAGCUUCACUCCGGUCCAGCAUUACCCGCAGUAUCUGUCGCAGGAGGAAUAUUUCGCUCUUCUGCGUGUCGCAGAUCUCGGACUGAUCACAAGUGUGCGCGAUGGCAUGAAUACUACCGCACUGGAAUACGUCAUUUGUCAGAGAGACAAUCAUGGUCCACUCAUCAUCUCCGAAUUCUCUGGAACCGCUGGCAGCCUCGGAGACGCCAUCCACAUCAAUCCGUGGGAUCUGGGCGGUACUGCGGACGAGAUCAACACCGCUCUGACCAUGUCUGAGCCAGAGAAGGAGAGAACCCACAAGCUGCUUUACGAGCACGUAUCUCUGAACACGGUGCAAUACUGGACGGACAGUUACGUCAGACGACUGUUGACCAAUCUCUCCUCCUACGAUCAGACCAUUGCCACCCCUGCGCUCGAUAGAGCCAAAUGUCUUUCACAAUACCGCAACGCUAGCCGACGAUUGUUCAUGUUCGACUAUGAUGGUACCCUGACGCCCAUUGUCAAGGACCCGCAGUCGGCAAUUCCGUCAGAUAGAGUCAUCCGGACACUGAAGACGCUCGCGUCGGACCCGAACAAUCAGGUUUGGAUCAUCAGCGGCCGAGAUCAGGCCUUCCUGGAUGAGUGGAUGGGCCACAUCUCUGAGCUCGGCCUUUCGGCUGAGCACGGCUCUUUCAUGCGCAUGCCAAAUUCCACCGAGUGGGAGAACUUGACCGAAACAUUCGACAUGGAAUGGCAGAACGAGGUCCUGAAUGUCUUCAACCACUACACUGAGCGAACUCAGGGUAGCUUUGUGGAGCGAAAGAAGAUUGCGCUCACUUGGCACUACCGGAGAGCGGACCCUGAGUACGGCGCUUUCAUGGCUCGCGAAUGCCACAAGUACCUCGACAAUACAGUCGCCAAGCAUCACGACGUGGAAGUUAUGACUGGCAAGGCCAACUUGGAAGUUCGACCGCGCUUCGUCAACAAGGGUGAAAUUGCUAAGCGUUUGGUGCGUGAAUACGGCGAGGGUCACGAUCAGGCACCCGACUUUGUGCUCUGUUUGGGGGAUGACUCGACCGAUGAGGACAUGUUCCGGACCCUGCGUCAGUCGAAAUUGCCCGAGGAGCACCGCUUCGCCGUCACUGUUGGUGCUAAGACCAAGCAAACGCUCGCGACGUGGCAUUUGCUCGAGCCUUCUGAUGUCAUAUCAGUCAUUGCCUUGCUUAAUGGAUCCACGGAUGGUGGCAAUGCUGGCGCGGUAGCCGUGGUGGACGGCGCUGUGCCUGAAUCCCGAGUGUAG